This is a messenger RNA of Girardinichthys multiradiatus, 2731 nucleotides long. RefSeq names its product outer dynein arm docking complex subunit 3 (gene odad3). Lineage: Eukaryota; Metazoa; Chordata; Actinopteri; Cyprinodontiformes; Goodeidae. The coding region runs from base 83 to 1723 and encodes 546 amino acids. The record is from RefSeq and is a predicted model, not a curated record. Gene Ontology annotation, cellular component: cilium. Gene Ontology annotation, biological process: cilium movement; outer dynein arm assembly. The transcript is spliced from 13 exons.
ACGUUGCUAAGCAACAAUGUAGGCCACCAAACUGAGAAAACUCGCAGUGUUUUUACUCACUGUGUUCAGCAACAGCAUAAAGAUGCCGCUUAAUGCUUACAGAGGAGAACAGUCGCUGCACGACCACAUAACAGCGCUUCAGCGUAAAAUUAAGUUACUGGAGGGCGAAAGGACCGCAUCGUAUGAGAGUUCUCAGUUCACCAUCAAGAAGAACCGAGAGUCCGUCCUCCAGAUGAGGCAGGAGAACAAGAGGCUGUACAGACAACUGGCAGAUGCUAACGCUGGUGAUGAACGCAUCAUCAAAGUGGCUUUUCACGAUAGAGGCUUGGAAAAAGAUGCCUUCCGCAACUUGUCAGGAAAGGAAGCAAUCACGUUGCUAGACCAAAAGGUGCUCUCCAAAACGAAGCGUGUCAAUGCCCUAAAACACACCACCCAAACCUACCAGCAGCGCAUUGAUGAACUGAAUAUGGAAGAAGAGAGAAUGAAGCAAGAGCACAGAGGUGCAGCUGCGUCCUCUGAUGCUUGGACUUGUGAGAAGGAGGAAGACGCGAUGAAUUUGCGUGCAUUGGGGAACCGUCUGGAGAAAGCACAGUUCAAGUGCAAGGAGGCCGAGAAAUGCAUGUUAAUCCAUCUGAAACUCAAAGGUCACUUGCAGGAUGAGAGUCUGACUUACGGAGGACAGAUCAACAGUUUGGAAGCAGAAAUCCUGAAGUACAGAGAGGAGCUUCACAACCUGCAAGUCCGAAAUAAUGAGGCUCAGCUCUCCAAAAAGGCUACAAAGGCUGAGUUAGAGCAGCUGGAGGUACAGCUGUUGAAAGGAGAAAACGAGAGGAACAGCAACAGAGCAAGGUUACGGAAAGUUGAAGAGCGCAAGAGUCAGGCUGAAAAGGCGGAGAAAAAGGUUCAGAGAACAAUAAUGCAGCCAGAUGAGCUGAGCGGUGAGGCCCAGCACAGCACCACCCGGAUCGCAGCCGAAGAAGAGAAAGCCAUCUCUACCUUUGAGUUGGCCUUCAGGAGCAUCAGAGAGGCCACUGGGGUCACAGAUAUGCAGGAGGUUUUGGAGAACUUUAUUUUACAGAAGGAGAAUCAUAAACAUUUAGAGAAGCUAAACCGAGAGAAUGAGCAGGUCCUGUUGCAGCUGAAAGAACAGAAGAAGCUCAUUAGCCAACAGUUUGAGGAUAUGAAUUACUCUGGGGAGGCCAAACUGUCCAGUGAGCAGCAGAUGUUGGAGGAGUGCGAACGUCAGCUCCUGGUUUACCAGCAGAGGUGCCAUUCAGCCGCAGAGCGCCUGGGCUGGUAUGUGAAGACCCUCAGCACCAUCAGAGCUGGAGUUGAGCACCUGGACGGGAAACUGCAGGACAUCUUACCUACUCAGGACAGAGUGAGUGAAGUCCGACCAGAUUCAGAUGAGUUUGUGCUGGAGCUUUUGGCCCAGUGUCAGCUGAAAUUACAGAUCUUACAAAAGACACUUGAAGGGAAGGACCUGGCUUCUGUCAUGAAGGAGAUAGAAGAAAACGAGUUCUACACCAGGAUUGAAGGGAAGUUUCCGGAGUACGACACCAAAGAGAAGCAAUUGGAGAGCCAAACACAGAGUUGCAGCAACACAGAGAGUGAGACCAAAGAGGAGGAGGCUGACAUCAUGUCACGAGAGGCAAUGAAGCGUCAUUCUCAGCUCAUUGUUGACUCCAACUCCAACAAGAAGGCUUGGAAAAACAAGUUCUGACCCAAAGUAACUCUUCUGAGACCAGAGUAGCUUUUAGUGGAGGAAAAAUAAAAACUUAAGACAUAACAAAGGUUUUUAAUGGUUAGAUUAAUCUGUAGUGACCUCCUAGAAGUGACCUAACUAUUAUAGUGCAGAAGUAUUCAUCUCCCAGGACCUUUUUCACAGACAAAACUAACACUGUACAUCACCCUGAACACACAAUCCCCACUGUGAAACACUGCCAUCAUCGUGAUCUUCAGGAGGGACAGGAAAGCUGGUCAGAGUUUAUAGAAAGAUGAUGUAGCUAAUUACAGGGCGGUUCUCCACCUCUGUCCUGGGGUGGAUGUUAACCUUCUAGAGGGUUAACGACCCAUCAUACAACCAAAGCUGCAACAGAAUCUUUUAAAUCCAUUGAAAAUCUGUUGAAAGACUUGAAGUUUGAUGUUUAAAGACCUUCUACAUCUAAUCUGGCUGAGCCUGAGCACCAUAGAGGUAAAGACAUUCCCUCAAAAGACCUGUAAUUCUAGAAAUUAUUUGUAUUCAGGGCAGUGAAUACAAAUGCAUGCCACACUUUUCCAAUUUUAACAAAACAAAAAUGUUUGAAAUCAAUAAUUUUUGUUCUAUUUCCCAGCUCUCCACUACUUUGUGAAGAUCUAUUGCAUUAAAUCCCAGUAAACUGCAUUGAAGUUUAUGGUUGUAACGUCACAAGUAAAAAAGUUGGAGAGUAUGUAUAUUUUGCAAGGCAUGGUUAAAUAUGUCAAAUAUAUCUGUUACAAAGAAUUGAAAAUUAAUAAGAUUGUUAUAUCCCUGGAUAUGUUGCAACAUCCCUGAAUGUUGUAAGAUAUGUCAUGUAAGAUGAUCCUCAUGAACUGAUCCCUGUGUGUCUUCUCGUGUCAGUUUUAUUUUGACAACAGCCUUGUGCUGCUGAGGGUGUUGCACCUUAGUCCGUAUUUCCAACUAUUCUUCCCAGGCAACAUUUCAGCUCCCGCCUCCUGGGAGCAAAUAAAAACAAUCACAAGAGCGCUCUAA